CCAGAUAAGCAAGAUUUAGAAGGGAAUGUAGGGAAAGAACAGACAUCUCCCAUGGUGUACCACUCUACGCCAAGCACUAAAACUAAGGGUAUGAAGACUUGAGUGAUAAAAGUGCAGCAAGAAAUAGGCUAUGUUUAGGAGACUGAUCAGGCGAUAGUGUGAAAGGAAAGGCAAAAACGGCUAACAUAUGAUAUACCUCCUCUUGCAAGGUGGGGAAGGGAUGGAAGCGGGGGGGCGUAGAGAUAACUGCGAUAGGGAGUGAUGUAAGUGGGGGCGUUUGAGGAAGGGGAAUUCAUGUUGUUGCAGCUAUAGGAAAAAGAUAAAACGGGGACAGUCCGACAGGAAAUGCCUUAAGCUGAGGAGCUAAACCAUCAUAAAUUUUGUUGAGGUGAUUCAUCCGCGGUGCGUGUUUGUGUGAGUGAGCAAGGAGCUGCCGAUACAAAGGCCUGGCUGCCGCUGGGGAGAAAUCUCAAAUUUUCAACCCAUCUGUGACAUCAAGAUCACGAUUAAGAUCAGGGGGCUGUUGUUGUUGACAUGACCUGCUGACUUGUUAUGUGGUUUACCAGUCCAGGGCAUAACCUCCAGGGGCUAAAUUAACGUAAAGUGUAGCUGAGACACAAGACUCCAAGACUACUGAGGAAAGCCAUGACGCGGAAGAGGAAAGCUUGUGAGGCUCUUGAUGAACCUUGGGGAAAAGUAGAGGAAGUGGACCAUGAACCUCCUGUUGAGACACUACUUCAAGAGGAGGCAUGCAUCCCCCUCAUGCCAGCUAGCCAGGCCCAUGAUUCCCAAACCAUUGAAAGUGCUCCAGGAGCCAGUGAGGACAUCCUUCAGCAACCAGAGGAAGGAGCCUUGACUAUGGCCUAUACGUGUGACCUGGGCAGUGGGGUGGUUGCUAACGAGGGUGAUGGGUCAGUCAGCCAGAAUAGGAACCUUAAUGCAACAAAGAGACUAAGGAUCUCAGAAGAAGCCCGGCUCAAGAAGAUCAUCAUCACUUGCGAGUGGAGCACCUGCGCCCUAGAGUUCAACAAAAUGGAACGCUUCGUAUCCCACAUAACUGAUCACCUCCUGGCCAUUGCUGAGCCUGUGUCUAAUGAAGGCUACCUGUGCUACUGGAGGGAGUGCGACUUUGCCUGCACCACAAAGGAAGAGAUGGAUCGUCAUGUUUACUUCCAUGCUUUUCAUGCCAAGAUAAAAAGUGUUGGGGCACUCUUGUUGCAGGAAGUAAAUGAAAAAUGCAUUUUGGAUUCUUCUGGACGCAAUGUGGUACCUGAGAUACCGGAAGUUUUUCAGUGCAUGUGGGAAGAUUGCACCACAAAGUUUGCCUCGGCUCAUGACUUCUAUUGCCAUACACUAAGUCAUGUCCGGAACACAGACACAGAGAAUUCAAACAAGAAGGCAUUUGUCUGUGCAUGGGAUGGAUGCUCCUCAUCGUUUGCAAAGCAGGCUCGUCUAAGAGAUCAUGUUCGUAGUCACACUCAGGAGAAGUUAGUGGGUUGCCCAAACUGUGGUGGGAUUUUUGCUUCCAACACAAAAUUCUUUGACCAUUGCUUCCGACAGAUCCCCCUUGAGUCUCAGAAGUACCAGUGUUCCCAUUGCUCGCGAAGGUAUGCUAAUGAGAGAUUGCUUCGAGACCAUGUACGACACCACAUCAAUCACUACAAGUGCCCAGAGUGUGACAUGACCGUACCCAAUAAGUCCACACUAGUGGCCCACAUGCGAUACCGCCACAGGAAAGACAAGCCACACAAGUGUUUGCAGUGUGGGAAAGGGUUCACACUCCUCUCAGAUGUCACUCGUCACCUCUCAGUUCACUCUGCUGAACCAGCUUACAGCUGCCUCUUCCAAAAUUGUACUUACAAAUCCCGCUCAGUGACGGCUUUAAAUAAACACAUUAGACUGGUCCACAAUGGGCUUGACAAGCAUCACUAUGCCUGUCAUGUGUGUGACUUCAGGUUCACCCUUGGAGACUCCCUCACCAAACACCUUAUCAAGACCCACAGCUUUGCGUGGCCAGUGGGACACACCCGGUUCAGAUACAAACAAGAUGAGGAUGGAUUUUACCGGCUACAGACAGUGCGUUAUGAGAGUAUAGAGCUAAACCAGGAGACAGUCAAUGAGGGGGAGGAGGACGAAGAAACAGUGGACUCACCCGAGGCCUCCACAUACCCUUCCUCCCCUGCCUCUCUAAGCACUCAAAGCAGUCAGCUCACACCCAUGGAACCAACAAUGCAACAUAAUGAGGAAGGUGACAAUCAGGACCCACAGCAACUCCUUUGCCAGAAGGAGACAGAAAGCAGAGUCACUGAAUAUCAAGAAAUUAUCAUGCCCUCACAGUUUUAGUCCCUGAUGUAUAAACAUUCAGUUUUAAUUUUGCAAGUUUUGUAGUCAGUAUGCAAAGAAACCAAUUCCCUGGUAAGUUUACAAUAUUACCUUAAUGUCUACUUAUUUUUGUAGAUCAUGAAAAUGUGUCCGGUAGUCAUAGAUAAUCUCUUCCCCCUGCCUUUGUGGUGCAGUUGUCCCACUCAACCCAGAGGAAACAGAACCAGAUUUGUAGACAGAAUUACUGUAAUGCUUUUGUUUAUAUGUACGUGAUAUCUACUUUCUAAAUAUUUCUGUCAUUGUCAUUUGAUUUGACUUAAAAGUUUAUAUAUAUAUAUAUAUAUAUAUAUAUAUAUAUAUAUAUAUAUAUAUAUAUAUAUAUAUAUAUAUAUAUAUAUAUAUAUAUAUAUAUAUAUAUAUAUAUAUAUAUAAUGCUUUCGUUUUGAUAUUUGAAAUAUGUAGAUAUGAAUUACUUACCAUGAAGAGAUCUUACUUUAUAUAAAUAUGUACUUCAAUAAUAUUAAUUUGUGUCAGUGUUAUAAUACUUUUAAUUUGUGUACAUAUUUAUGUAUCAAUUUUAUCUGUGUUAUAUUUCCUUGACAAAAGCUUACAUGUAAAUCAAGACUGCAGAGUCAAAGUAACUACAAAACCAUGCUAGUGGUCCGCUGUGUACAGUGUGAUUUAUGUUGGAAUUUUACUUUUACCCUCGUGAUGUCAGGUACUUAUUAUUUCCUAUACUGUAGGAACUUGAUUUUGGUGAUACUGUAUUUAGUUUGGCAAUAGGUAUCAAAGGCGCCAGUUUUAAUUUUAGCAAACUUUCCAUGUGAUAAUUCAUUGUUCCUAAAAAUUUGUCCCACCACUCUCAAAGAUACCUAAAUCUAUCAAAUCAGCAAUUUUACAAUUUUAUUGAAAUGAAUUUUUUUAUCAUUCUGUGUUAAUUAAUUGGAAUCUUUUAACUGACUGAAUUUUAAUAUAAAGAACACAUGAAUUAGAUUAUCAAAGUUGUAUUCUGCACAUUAGAAACCUCUCCUCGGUGUAGUACAGUCAAACCUCGGUGUACGAGUGCCCUUGUUAAUAAGUGUUUUGAUUUACGAGCAAAAAAAAAAUCACAAAACAAGCCUUGGUUUACAAGCAGACUUGGUAUACGAACAUCCUGUUUGUAUUUUUAUUUUUUUAUUUUUUUCCCCCCCACCACCUCACGGAGGCCGUUGGGGUCAAACGCGUACGUCCCUCUGAGGAGGAACCACAGACCCCUGCCGGGUGACUGCUCAUGAAGGGGAGGAGAGGAUGCUGAUAGACAGACUAUCAGGUGAUGUCAGCCUAGCUGACCAAGUCGGUCUUUCGAUGAGGACUGGCGUGUUUUUUUGUACAAGUCAAAGCCGUGAACGUGGGUUCCCUUUGUUCGCCGCAAGACGAGAGUGCUCAAAGAGGAGAACAAUGGAAAUAAUCUCAGUUUGAGUUGCCACCUUGAGCUAAAAAAAUAAGGAAUGCAACAUCCGAUUCUCCAAUACAGAACAAAUUCAUAUUUUAAGGAACAGGUGGCAACCCUAAAAUUUCUGUAGCCUGCCAUGAGUGACAGUUUCUGCUGGGCAAGACAGGAGGAAUGGGGAAGGGAUGUUACGAUGCGUAUUUUUACACAUAUUUCAGUACAACCCUUGACAAACAUAAUUUUAUGGAAUGGUUUUGUGGUUCACCUAAAAAUGUGCUCAGUACAGUUUUAAAAUACUGAAUUUUAUCUGCUUAACCAUUCAGACAGCCAAAUAUGGAACAAAUGGCAUUCUGUAUUUUAAGGAAAGGGUGGCAUGUUGGCAACUCUAGUCACAGUCCAAGUUGUAAACUCAGAGAUAAUGUCCGUGCACCCGUGUCCGAUUGCAUUUGUGCUUUGGUGUGCGAUCUUAAGUGUUUUCAGCACUACAUUGUGCAUUCUUUGUGCUUCAACAAUGUCCCCAAGAAAGAUGGUUAAAAGGGAUGGUGCUGCAAAGAAGAAAACAGGAGCGGUGGAUACUAUGCUCGCAACUGGAUUGGGGUGCGAGCCUCAGCAGCUUGUAUGCCCUCCGGGAUGUGACUGUGCCUCUCGUUCACCCUCCAUCUUGGACAAUAUGUCGGUUUAGCUUCACGUUGGUAGUCGAACAUAGUUCCAGUGCCUCGAGAAUAGGGAAACUGCAAAGCCUACACCUCGGACGGAAUUUGCAGUUACAGGAGUCUCUGUAACAACUGUAACACAUUGAUUUAUGUUUUAUAUUAUUUAUUAUUGCUAUUAGUUAGUAAAAUUACUUUAAUUCUGGAUGAAAUAACAUGUGAAAAGAUUUUUAAAUAUUUUUUUUGAUAUGGGAUGCAUUAAUGGGAAUUACAUUAAUUUCAAUGGGGAAAAAAUUUGUUUUGGCUUAUGAGUGUUUUGAUGUGCGAGCAAGAUUCCGGAAUGAAUUAAACUCGUAAACCGAGGUAUGACUGUAGUUUAUAAAUAUGCCUAGCCUCCUGAUGUUAGCUUAAUCAAUUAUUUUCUCACGUAGAUGAUUACAAUGCUUUACUGUAAGGUCUUCCAAAGUAUAUACUAAAGAUAGAAAGUGUUA
Messenger RNA from Eriocheir sinensis (Chinese mitten crab), 4892 nucleotides. Its product is annotated as histone H4 transcription factor-like. Bases 646 to 2343 code for a protein of 565 amino acids. Gene Ontology annotation, cellular component: nucleus. The transcript is spliced from 11 exons. Lineage: Eukaryota; Metazoa; Arthropoda; Malacostraca; Decapoda; Varunidae. Gene Ontology annotation, biological process: regulation of transcription by RNA polymerase II. The record is from RefSeq and is a predicted model, not a curated record. Gene Ontology annotation, molecular function: DNA-binding transcription factor activity, RNA polymerase II-specific; RNA polymerase II transcription regulatory region sequence-specific DNA binding.